UCGAUUCAUUCAUUAUCUGUUCUGUGUGUCGAGAAGAUUAGCUUUGAUUUUCAAUUUUCUAUUCUCAUUGAAAUCAUUGAUAUUCAGUAUUAGAAGUAUUCAAAUAAUCCGGUUCGAAAAUCUCGCUUUGAUUUUGUGUAACAAAUAGAACAUCUCCAGGUGAUCACCAUGGGCAAGUAUUUCUUGCUGAUUGGUAUCUGCUUGAUUUUGGUCGGGACCAUACUCGGGGAUGAAGGAGAUGACAUCGUGAACAAGGAUAUUGAGGAGGAAAAGGAUUCUGCUGAUGUAAGUGAUAUAUCCUAUGAAAGCCCGUAUGCAGAUCCGGCUCGGUUUUACUUCGCUGAACACUUCGACGACAAGGAUCGCUUUGAGUCUCGUUGGAUCAAAUCGCAGGCCAAAAAAGAUGAUAUUGCCGAUGAAAUCGCUAAAUAUGACGGCGAAUGGGAGGUGGAGCUUCCACAGCGUCAGUUGCUUCCUAAUGAUCUCGGAUUAGUGCUUAAGUCUAAAGCCAAACAUGCUGCUAUAGCGUCCAGACUGAAUCGACCUUUUGUGUUCUCUGAUAAGCCCUUGGUGGUGCAGUACGAAGUGAAUUUACAAAAUGGACAGGAGUGUGGAGGAUCAUAUAUCAAAUUACUUUCAUCCGGCAAAGACACCACGGAUUUGAAACAGUUCCACGACAAAACACCGUACACCAUUAUGUUUGGGCCUGACAAAUGCAGUACCGCAAUUCAGAUGCAUUUUAUUUUCCGCCACGUGAAUCCCAUAAACGGCACCAUCACUGAGAAACACUGCCGCAAUGCUAAAUAUCGUCUUGAUGAUCCAUUUAAAGACAAGCAACCUCAUUUGUACCAAUUAGUCAUACGCCCUGACAAUACAUACCUGAUACGAUUUGAUCAUAAAAUAAUCAAUGAGGGAUCACUGUUUACCGAAUUCAACCCGCCUGUUAACCCUCCUAAAGAAAUCGAUGAUCCCAACGAUGUAAAACCAGAAAACUGGGACGAACGCGAAAAAAUUCCUGACCCGGAUGCAAAGAAACCAGACGAUUGGAAUGAGGAUGAGCCACCACAAAUUCCUGAUCCGAAUGCAUCCAAACCUGAAGGUUGGCUAGACGAUAUCGAAGAAAUGAUACCAGAUCCUAAUGCGGAGAAGCCGGCCGAUUGGGACGAAGGAAUGGAUGGAGAUUGGGAAGCGCCAUUGAUUACGAAUCCUGUUUGCGAAAAAGCCGUUGGUUGUGGUCUUUGGAAAGCACCGAUGAUUUCUAAUCCCAAUUACAAAGGAAAGUGGCGAGCACCAUUGAUUGACAAUCCCAACUAUCAGGGAAAAUGGGCUCCAAGAAAGAUACCAAAUCCAGACUUUUUUGAAGACAACAAUCCUUUCAAAAUGACCACAAUUGGUGCCGUCGGAAUUGAACUUUGGUCGAUGUCGAGUGAUAUUCUGUUCGACAACAUCAUAAUUACAGAUGAUGAAGACAUUGCCAGGGAAUGGGCUACCCAAACUUAUGAUCUCAAACGCAAACUUAUCGAUCGAGAGGCUAAUACUUUAUGGGAUCGUGCUAUGAAGUAUAUGGGAUAUAAACCCGGAUACUGGUUUGCUUAUUUCGUGUAUUGUUCGAUACCAGUCAUAGCGUAUGUUUGGUAUCUCUAUUCACGACGGGAUAGCAAAGAGAAUUCUCCAGAAGCCCGAACCAAGAAGUCGGACGAACAUGUCCCUGAUAGUGAAGAAAAGGAAGAAGUGUCACAUAAAAAGUCGAAUCUCAAUUCCCCUGUAACUGAAAGUAAGGCACAAAUGGAAAACUUGGAAGCUACAGAUGAUGCCGAAAACGAUAAUUACGAAGAUGAAGAAGAGGAAGAUGAGGACGAAGAAGUAGAUGAAGACGACACAAUCAUCGAAGGGAAAGAGGCUGACGAAGAAAUUCAACCUGAACCUGUCGAACCGGAAACCGGGGUUAAAAAGAGAAAGCCACGGCGGGAGUAGAAAACUAAAUUUCUAUAUUACCUUGUUCAUUUCUAUUUCUAUCCACUACUAGAUCAAACCUUAAGCAGCUAUUAUUUCCAAGUAUACUUCCGUUAGUGUUGGAUUCAGUCAGCGAUCUUCAUUAGAUAUCCAACAGCCUGAAUAAGUUAUAUCAUUUAUUAAAAUAAGACUACCGUCAGAAGACGUGACUUUAGGGUAGGGUGUGGUAUACAGAAAGAGAAAAUUGCAUUGAAAUGUACUUGAAUCUAUGUUUACACAACACAAUCGACUAAACAUGUGUGUAUAGUUUCAAUAUCACUCAAUAAAGAACUGAAUUCCAAACAUGA
This is a messenger RNA of Uranotaenia lowii, 2300 nucleotides long. Its product is annotated as calnexin-like. Bases 169 to 1974 code for a protein of 601 amino acids. The transcript has 7 exons. NCBI's taxonomy places the organism in Eukaryota, Metazoa, Arthropoda, Insecta, Diptera, Culicidae. Gene Ontology annotation, molecular function: calcium ion binding. Gene Ontology annotation, cellular component: endoplasmic reticulum membrane; endoplasmic reticulum. The record is from RefSeq and is a predicted model, not a curated record. Gene Ontology annotation, biological process: protein folding.